This is a messenger RNA of Prinia subflava (tawny-flanked prinia), 2877 nucleotides long. Its product is annotated as zinc finger protein 316-like. Gene Ontology annotation, biological process: regulation of DNA-templated transcription. The record is from RefSeq and is a predicted model, not a curated record. The coding region runs from base 16 to 2058 and encodes 680 amino acids. Lineage: Eukaryota; Metazoa; Chordata; Aves; Passeriformes; Cisticolidae. The transcript has 4 exons.
GAGCCCCGUUUGGGGAUGGGUGACGCUGCCGGGGGGGGGGGAGCGGGGCCGGAGCGGGGCCGGAACGGGGCCGGAUCCCGGGCGCACCGGGCACGGAGUCGGAGCCGGGCACCCCCCGCUGCAGCCGCCCGGCAGAGCCCCCCCUCGCCCGGGGACCCCCGGCGCCCCCAGCCCCGGUUCCGGUGCUGCUCCCCGCUGCCGGUGCCGGCCCCCAGCCCAGCCCCUUCCGCCGCCGCCAUCGGGCCCCGCCCGGCCAUGCUGCGGGUGAGCCCGGGCCGUGCCCGGGGCUCGGGGCUGCCGCGCCCGGGGGGGCCCCCCGAGGUGACAUUCGAGGAGGUGGCCGUGCACUUCUCCCCCGCCGAGUGGGCGGCGCUAGCGCCCUGGCAGCGGGCGCUGCACCGGGAGGUCAUGUGCGACAACUACGGCCUGGUGGCCAGCCUGGACCCCGGCUCCAGGUUCAGCCACAUGCAGGAGGAGUCACGCAGGGGGGGUCCCUGCGCUGGGGGGCACAGCGGAGCUCCGGACAGCACCGACAGCACAGGUGCCUCGAGCGAUUCUGACAGCAGGGAUGACACCGAGGGACACUGGGAAUCGGGGCCCCGUGUCCCCCGCUCCGGCUGCCGUGGCACCGAGCCGGGGGCCUGUCCCAGGCGGGUUCCGGCGCCGUCGGGGCCGCUCCUCCGCGGGCUGAGCCGCGGGACCGAGCCCGAGCCGCGGGCGCCCCCGGGCCGGCCGUACCUGUGCGGCACCUGCGGCAAAUCCUUCCGGCACCGCCGCAGCCUCCUGGCGCACAAGAAGCUGCGGGGAGGGGCCCGGGCCCGGCACGGCUGCGCCGAGUGCGGCGGCACCUUCUGCCUGCGCGGGGACCUGCUGCGGCACCGCGACACGCACCGGGCGCCGGCCCCGGGCCACCGGCGCCGCCCGGGCGCGGCGGGGCCGGACGAGGAGCGCCCGUUCGAGUGCGGGCGCUGCGGGCGCAACUUCAGCUGGAAGGAGAGCCUGGAGCUGCACCUGCGGGGGCACCGCGCCGCCGAGCGCGCCCACCCGUGCCCCGAGUGCGGCCGCGUGUUCCCGCACCGCGGGCACCUCUGGCUGCACCGCCAGGCGCACUCCCGGCAGCGCCCCUUCCCCUGCGCCCGCUGCGGCCGCGCCUUCGCCUCCCGCGCCAACCUCAGCGCGCACCGCAGGCACUGCCGGCCCCGCGGCCAGGGCCCCCGCGGGGACAGGGACAGGGACCCGCCUGGGGACAGCGACCCCCGCGGGGACAGGGACAGGGACCCGCCUGGGGACAGGGACCCGCCUGGGGACAGCGACCCCCGCGGGGACAGGGACAGGGACCUGCCUGGGGACAGGGACCCCCGCGGGGACAGGGACAGGGACCCGCCUGGAGACAGCGACCCCCGUGGGGACAGGGACAGGGACCUGCCUGGGGACAGGGACCCGCCUGGGGACAGGGACUCCCGCGGGGACAGGGACAGGGACCUGCCUGGGGACAGCGACCCCAGCGGGGACAGGGACUCCCGCGGGGACAGGGACAGGGACCUGCCUGGGGACAGGGACCCGCCUGGGGACAGGGACCCCCGCGGGGACAGGGACAGGGACCCACCUGGGGACAGGGACCCACCUGGGGACAGGGACCCGCCUGGGGACAGGGACCCGCCUGGGGACAGGGAUGGGGACCCCCGUGGGGAAGGGGACUUGCUCAGGGAUAGGGGUAAGGAUAGGGAUCAGGACAAGAACAGGGACCCCUCUGGGGAUGGGGACUCGCUCAGGGAUAGGGACAGGGACCCCUGUGGGGACAGGGACUCGCUCAGGGACAAGAAUAGGGAACCGUGUGGGGACAGGGAUUUGCUCAGGGAUAGGGACAGGGAUAAGGACAGGGACAGGGACCCCUGUGAGGAUGGGGACUCACUCAGGGACAGGGCCCUGCUCAAGGGCAGGCACCCCCGCAGGGAUGGGGACAUGCCUGGGGACAGGGACCCCCUCGGGCCCAGGGACCUGCUCGGGGCCGGGGAGCCCCUCGAGGACAGGCUCCUCCCGGCGGGUGAGCAGCAGUAGCCGCGGGGCCGCCCCGGUGCUCCGCUGGAUGUGACCUCGCCGGUGCCGCCGCCACCCCGGGGCACCCCCAAGCCACGAGCCCCUGGAGGCUUCUGGAGCCCAGGGACUUCUCCGUGUCCCUCUAGACCUUGGGAAGUCCCCCUGGGAUGUGUCUCUGUGUUCCCUUUGGAUCCUCAAGGCUCUGGGAUGUUUCCUCAUGUCCCCCGGGACUCUGGAAAAUCCCUCUGGGACGUUUCUCCGCGUUUCCUUCACACCUGAGGAAAUCCCCCAGGGAUGCUGCUCCGUGGCCCUGUGACCUUGAAGUAUCUUCGGACCUUGGAAAAUCCCUCUGGGAUGUUUCUCCGUGUUCUCUUCAGACACUGAAGUGCCUUUGGAUCCUGGAAUGUCCCUCCAGGGCCUUUUUUCAGUCCCUGCCAGUCCCACCACUGCCCUGCCCCGUGUUCGUAUUUAAAACCAGAAGUUUCUUCGAGUCUAUUUAUUUUAAAUUUUUGUAUAUAACUUAAUUUUUUUUUAUAUAUUCUUUCUGGUUUAUUUUAUUCUAUUUAAGUUAUUCUAGUUGUUCUCUUCUGCUUACUCCAGUUCUACUCCGUUCUGUUCUUCCUAUUCCAUUUAAUUCUAUUUAUUUCUAUUCUAUUUGUUCUCUUUAGUUAGGAGGAAGGGCAGGGAGGGAGGAAGAGGAAGGGAGGGAGGGAGAGAGGAAGGAGACUCUUCUGGGCUGUUUGUCAUGGCAGAACCGUGACAGGGCUCUUGUGACAGCAGGAGCCAUCACGUGUCCCCACAGUGUCCCCUCCCCCAAAUAAACAAACGCCAAAAAUCCGA